Dipodomys ordii (Ord's kangaroo rat) is the source of this 2304-nucleotide messenger RNA. RefSeq names its product discs, large (Drosophila) homolog-associated protein 5 (gene Dlgap5). Gene Ontology annotation, biological process: mitotic spindle organization; centrosome localization; chromosome segregation. The transcript is spliced from 15 exons. Gene Ontology annotation, cellular component: cytoplasm; spindle pole centrosome; nucleus. The record is from RefSeq and is a predicted model, not a curated record. Bases 118 to 2079 code for a protein of 653 amino acids. Lineage: Eukaryota; Metazoa; Chordata; Mammalia; Rodentia; Heteromyidae. Gene Ontology annotation, molecular function: microtubule binding.
UGCGCGGUGUUGGCUGGUAGGCGUUUCUGCGUCGGAGCACACGGACUUUGUCCGGACCCCGAGGAUCCUUCCACGGUUUAUUUAGCUGAGGUUUCUUUCACCGAGCUGUGCGUCAGGAUGUCUUCAUCACGUUUUGCCAGUCGUCACAGAAAGGAUUUAAGUACUGAUAUGAUUAGAACAAAAAUUGCUCAUAGAAAAUCACUAUCCCAGAAAGAAAACAGAUAUAAAGAAUAUGAACGAAAUAGACACUUUGGUUUGAAGGAUGUCAACAUUCCAACCUUGGGAGGUAGAGUUCUUGUUAACAUAGAUGAGACUGCUCAAGACCUUAUUCCAGAGACCAGUAUCAAGACAAGAUCAAUGAAAGCUAUCCAAAGUGAUGAACGAAGACAAAUGCUCCAAAAGUACAAAGAAGAAAAACAACUUAAAAAACUGAAAGAACAAAGAGAAAAGGCUAAACAAGGAGUAUUUAAAGUAGGUCUUUAUAGACCUGAUACUCCUUGCUUUCUUUUAACAAACCAGAAUGCUCUGAAAGCUGAGGGGAAAAAGGCUAUUCCAUCUAAUGUCCGGAUUACAAGAUCAAAGGCCAAAGACCAAAUGGGACAGACUAAGACUCAAGCAAGAGAAGAAAUCUUGGCCCAACAAUGUAUCACUUACUCUACCAAGACAGUACAGCAAGAUUUGAAGAAAUUGCAAUGUCCUUUGAGUUCUCUACCUGUUAGUGAAGAAGAACAUGACUUAAGUAAGAAGGAAGCUAUUACUAAAAACUCAAAUUGCCUUCCGAUAAAAGAAGCCCCAUCACUUGAAAUAAAUGGAGGUCAGCUAUCUCAGCCACAGCACGACGUGCCAUAUUUCAGACAGAUCCUCCAGUCAGAAACUGAGAAAUUAACCACCGUCUGCCUUGAGUGGGACAGGAAGCUUGAAUUGGACAUUCCGGAUGACGCUAAAGAUCUUAUUCGAACAGCAGUAGGUCAAACAAGACUCCUUAUGAAGGAAAGAUUCAAACAGUUUGAAGGACUGGUGAAUGACUGUGAAUAUAAGCGAGGUGAAAAAGAGACUACUUGUACAGACCUGGAUGGAUUUUGGGAUAUGGUUACUUUUCAGGUAGAAGAUGUUAACCAAAAAUUCAACAAUUUGACCAAACUUGAAGAAUCUGGAUGGCAAAACAAUAACAACAAUACCAGCAGAAAAGUCAUUCGAAAGAAAAUUGUCUCAGGGAUAGCAAGCAAACCAAAACAGGAUGAUGGUGGAAGGGCUGCGGCUAGAAAUCGCCUUGCUGCCAUAAAAAAUGCCAUGCGAGAGAGAAUUAAGCAGGGAGAACAUGCUGACACAGUGGCUUCUGUAACACCAAAGGAAGUGGAUAAAAUCGUGUUUGAUGCUGGAUUUUUUAGAGUUGAGAGUCCUGUGAAAUCAUUCUCAGUACUGUCCUCUGAAUGCUCUCAAAGACUUGGCACACCUAAGUCUGUCAGCAAAGUUGUACCUGAGAACAGGACUGAAAUGGACCUUCUAGGUCAAAAGCCAUCACCAGAGAAUCCCAAUCCCCAGAGUGAACAUGCUGGCAAGAAGACAUUGUUUUCAAACAUUCCUGAAAGCAGAGACACCAUAGAAGAUGCUCAGUGUUCUGAAUCAGAGGAUGUAAUUGAAGUAAACCAUGGCCAGGUGGUAAAUCACUCAGAUACAAAUGAGGUAAAUUUUGAAAUGUAUUGUGUACCCAGUGAAAGAAUGAGUUUGCCUCUUCCCUCUGGAGUAGCCAAUGAUACUAGUACUAACAAAGAAAUUUCAGAUGUUGUAGAAGAAAUGGAACUCAAUUCUUCAGUUGCCUCACAGGAUGUUUUGAUGAGUAGCCCUGAAAAAAAUGUAUCAUUACAAAAUACCAUCCUGAAAGAAGCUGAAACUUCUCAGUCAGUACUUUGCGAUAAUAGAAGUCUCACUACUGAAUGCCACUUUCUUGAUUCACCAGGCCUGAACUGUGGUAACCUGGGCACUCAGAUGGAGAACAGACGUCAAGAACAUGCCAGACACAUUUCUUUUGGUGGUAACCUCAUUGCCUUUUCUCCGCUGAGGCCACUUAGUGGAGAAUAACCAGGAAAAUCAGCCCAAUAUUUUCCUUCAUGAUGUUGAUGCAGUGACACAUUCUUAGACUAUGUAUUAGUUCAUCUUAUUCAGUCCACUUGUAUAAUGUCAUAGUGUUCUAAUAUUCAGUGUUUGUUCAUCAAAGUGUGUUUUAGAUAGGAUACUAUUUCUCAAGGGAAGUAGGGAUAUUUUUUAUUGUAACCAUAUAAAAUAAAAAGGUGUACUUUGAUUUGA